Molecule: messenger RNA, 1305 nt
Organism: Exophiala spinifera
Lineage: Eukaryota; Fungi; Ascomycota; Eurotiomycetes; Chaetothyriales; Herpotrichiellaceae
Exons: 7
Coding region: 1-1305 (434 amino acids)
Biological process (GO): secondary metabolite biosynthetic process
Molecular function (GO): FAD binding
Source: RefSeq, a predicted model, not a curated record
AUGGGAUCGUACGGGAGCUCGAUCACGGUGGCCAUCGUGGGUGGAGGACCUGGAGGCCUCGCAACGGCUAUAGCUUUGUCGGGGCUUGCCAACGUCUCCGUCGCUCUUUACGAACAGAAUCCAGAGCCGCGAGAAGUCGGCGCCGGAUUAAGCGUUGGCUCCAAUGGCUGGAAGGUCCUCGAUUUGCUCGGAGCAGCAGAUGAUGUUCAAGGAUGUGUGAAGACUUCUGCCACUCACAGGAAUGGCUACACCGGUGAAGUUUUUCUCCCUGCGCUGGAACGAGAUCUCACACGACGCGAGCCUGGAGGUCGCCCAAGAACAAGAGUUCGCAGGGCUCGACUUCAAUCUGCCCUGCUUUCCAGGGUCCCCUUGGGUGUCAUUCAAUACAAUAAGAAGGUCACUUCGAUACAAGACCUGGGCGAGAAGGCUGUCCAAAUAUCGUUUGAUGACGGGACCGUGGCUGUAGCAGACCUUGUUGUCGGUGCGGACGGUUUCCGUUCGAUUGUACGGCGAACCCUGUUUCCAGAUCAUCAAAUACACUUCCUUGGUACCAGGACCUGGCGUACACUCGCCCCUCUCUCGUCGGUUGCACAUUUAGGGGACAUCGCAACGUCGGGUUCGUGGCACGGAAAGACUGCCCAGGCAUUCUUCUCUGGGGUUGACCAUGAGUCGGAAGAGGAGCUGUUUGAAAUUUCGCUCAGAUCAUCUGACCGGCACGGCUCUCUGGAUCCAGCGGUGAGCUGGGGAGUUCCUGUCACAAACGAGAAGGUCGCAUCCAAGUUCACAAACUUUGACCCAAGAGUGCAGGCGGCAAUCGCAUCGGUCCAGGAAGGUCAGUGGAGAGAGUUCGCCUUGUUCACUGGGCCCUGUCUUGAAGCCAUUACAGCAUGGAAUAAAGUUGCUCUGGUUGGAGAUGCCAGUCACCCACUCUCAGGUGGAUUCGGCACAGGAUCAGCAUUUGCAAUGGAGGAUGCCUGGAUCCUUGCACAGGCUCUCGAAUACGCCUGCGACUCGCCGGAGCCUGUCAAGGAUGCGCUUAAGAUCUUUGAUGGAAUCAGAUCGCCCUACUAUAGACGGAUUUACCAAUGGCGUGAAAGCCAGCCCAGUAUGUCGGCAGCGAAAAAGGCCCUUGCCGAAAACGAGAAUCGACCACUAGACGACAUUCUGAGUGACAGACUCCGUCACUUCAUGCCUGAUAUGGCAGGCCAACUGGACUGGAUCCACAAGAAUGAUAUUGAGCAGGUGUGGAAAGACUUCUUGGAACUACGCACCCGGGAAAUGUCAGUCGAGAAGAUCGAUAUCUGA